Molecule: messenger RNA, 1254 nt
Organism: Verticillium dahliae VdLs.17
Lineage: Eukaryota; Fungi; Ascomycota; Sordariomycetes; Glomerellales; Plectosphaerellaceae
Product: Sec14 cytosolic factor
Exons: 2
Coding region: 1-1254 (417 amino acids)
Source: RefSeq, a predicted model, not a curated record
AUGAGCGAAGCCAACCUCGCCCAACCCAUCCAGCCCAUCCCCUCCAAUGUGUCCACAGUCGACGGCGCCUACCCGGCCGGCCAUCUCGGCCACUUGACCGAGCACCAGGACGCCCAGUUCGUCGCCUUCAAGAAGUUGCUGCAGGAACGCGGCCUCUACACGCCAGGCCCACCAGCCUCGCACGAUGACCCCACGCUGCUCCGCUACCUGCGCGCCCGCCGCUGGCACCCCGCCGACGCCCUCACCCAGUUCGCCGAGACGGAAGCGUGGCGCACCGCCAACGAUAUCGACCUCCUCUACAAGACGAUCGAGCUGCCGGCCUACGACGCCUCGCGCCGCCUCUACCCGCAGUGGACCGGCCGCCGCGACCGGCGCGGCAUCCCCCUCUACGUCUUUGAGAUCCGCACCCUCGACUCCAAGGCCGUCGCCGACUACGAGAAGCAGGGCAAGGACGGCAAGGCCAUUUCGCAGGCCAAGUCUGACGGCCGCACGCCCCAGGGCCUCGUGCGCCUCUUCGCCCUCUACGAGAACCUGACGCGCUUCAACAUGCCCUUCUGCACCCAGCUGCAGGACCGCGAGUUCCCCGGCACCCCGAUCACCAUGAGCACCAACAUUGUCGACAUUCAGGGCGUCUCGCUGCGCCAGUUCUGGAACCUCAAGAACCACAUGCAGGCCGCGAGCCAGCUCGCCACGGCCCACUACCCCGAGACGCUCGAUCGCAUCUUCGUCAUUGGCGCCCCCUCCUUCUUCACCACCGUCUGGGGCUGGGUCAAGCGCUGGUUCGACCCCAUCACCGUCUCCAAGAUUUUCAUCCUUAGCGAGGCCGAGGUGAAGCCCACGCUCGAGGCCUACAUCGACCCGGCCAACAUACCCACCAAGUACGGCGGCCGCCUCGCCUACCGGUUUGGCGACAUGCCCGUCAACGACCCCGCCUGGGACGGCAACCUGCGCUGGGAGAACGGCCACACGGGCUUUGGCUCGGGGCCCAUGAUCUGGCGCGACACGGCCGACGGCACGCGUCUCGAGUGCGUCGGUCUCGGCGCCUCCAGUGGCGCCCUGCGCGACGAGGUCAUCUGCUCCGUCGCCAAGACGUGGCCUGCCGCUGACGAGGAGGAGGCGUCAACGCCGCGGGAGAACGGUGCGCCCGUCGUCAGCGACGUGGCCGCCGGCGUCGAGGGCCUCUCGGUGACAGACGAAAAAGGGCACCAGCCCGAGAUGGCGCCGCCGCUUGCGCCCUCUACGGCGGCGGCAUAG